Messenger RNA from Xenopus laevis (African clawed frog), 3083 nucleotides. It is a transcript of the gene psmc3.S, whose product is annotated as proteasome 26S subunit, ATPase 3 S homeolog. Gene Ontology annotation, cellular component: proteasome complex; nucleus; cytoplasm. The record is from RefSeq and is marked provisional. Gene Ontology annotation, molecular function: ATP hydrolysis activity; ATP binding. NCBI's taxonomy places the organism in Eukaryota, Metazoa, Chordata, Amphibia, Anura, Pipidae.
CAGCCCUUAUCGCGCACCAAGACUCGGUACCAAAUGUUACCGUAGGUCCCGCACAUACACGCUGAUCACGUGAUUUUUACGUCGCAGACCAGCGAACUGCAGCUUCCAGACUGGCGGCGGAGUGUUUUUCAAGAGCCACCGGAAGCGGUGCAUUUAAUCGUGAAGUUCCUUUGCUUCCGCAGCUUAAAGUGCGGACUAACCUGGCCUGUCUGAAGCAAUAAACAUGGCGUCUAUAUGGGAUGAAACGGAGGCAGAUGGGUUGGGAGAAGAUGUCCUCAAAAUGUCCACUGAAGAGAUUAUCCAGAGAACUCGGCUGCUGGACAGUGAAAUCAAAAUCAUGAAGAGUGAGGUUUUGAGAGUUACGCAUGAGCUGCAAGCAAUGAGAGACAAAAUUAAAGAAAACAGUGAAAAAAUCAAAGUGAAUAAAACCCUCCCGUACCUGGUGUCCAAUGUCAUAGAGCUCCUGGAUGUUGAUCCUAAUGAUCAGGAAGAGGAUGGAGCCAACAUUGAUUUAGACUCUCAGAGAAAGGGAAAGUGUGCUGUGAUCAAAACCUCAACGCGACAGACCUACUUCUUGCCAGUCAUUGGUUUAGUCGAUGCAGAGAAACUAAAGCCUGGAGAUCUUGUGGGAGUUAACAAAGAUUCUUACCUCAUUUUGGAGACCCUUCCUACAGAAUAUGAUUCCCGUGUAAAGGCCAUGGAAGUGGACGAAAGGCCCACCGAGCAAUACAGUGACAUAGGCGGUCUGGAUAAACAGAUCCAGGAGCUUGUCGAGGCCAUUGUACUGCCUAUGAACCACAAGGAGAAGUUUGAGAACUUAGGAAUCCAGCCCCCUAAAGGUGUCCUUAUGUACGGCCCCCCUGGAACUGGAAAGACUCUGCUGGCUAGGGCAUGUGCAGCGCAGACUAAGGCAACCUUUCUGAAGCUGGCUGGCCCACAGCUGGUACAGAUGUUUAUUGGAGACGGUGCCAAACUUGUGCGAGAUGCUUUCUCUCUAGCCAAGGAGAAAGCACCUUCUAUCAUUUUCAUUGAUGAACUUGAUGCUAUUGGCACAAAAAGGUUUGACAGUGAGAAAGCAGGAGACAGGGAAGUACAAAGAACAAUGCUUGAGCUUCUUAAUCAGCUUGAUGGAUUUCAGCCAACCACACAAGUCAAGGUGAUUGCUGCUACUAAUCGUGUAGAUAUCCUGGAUCCGGCGCUUCUGCGUUCUGGGCGGUUAGAUCGGAAGAUUGAAUUCCCCAUGCCCAAUGAAGAGGCCAGAGCACGUAUCAUGCAGAUACAUUCCCGUAAGAUGAAUGUCAGCCCUGACGUGAAUUACGAGGAGCUUGCUCGUUGUACCGACGAUUUCAAUGGCGCACAGUGCAAAGCAGUUUGCGUGGAAGCCGGAAUGAUUGCUCUGCGCAGAGGAGCCACUGAAUUAACGCAUGAAGAUUAUAUGGAGGGCAUCUUAGAAGUCCAGGCCAAGAAAAAAGCCAAUUUACAGUACUAUGCAUAGAGCACAGGUGGGAAAUCUUUGGGAGGAUUGUUGAACCUAGACUGUUUAUGUUACAGGAAGAAAUAAACCAGACCUUUAACUAAACCAAAUCUCUGACAGUGACAUCUUUGAUCCCAAUUUCAUGUUAUGCCAGUCAUUAAUCUAACCCUGAAGUUCAGUGGCAAGUGUUGAUUCCAAGGAGCUUGUAUAAAGAUUAUACCUGUUGCAGGAAAAUGCUUGUGGCCGUUAAUUGUAUAUAUUCUAAGCAUGUGCCGUCUGGUUUAGAAAAGUCAAUAUACUGUUUCUUUUAUUGAAUUACCCUGAAAUAUACGAGGGUUGAUUUUUACGCUUGUGUUUGUGUUUUGUGUCCUGGAGCAUGCUGUGGUUCCUUUUGCAAGUAAAACCUAUAUGUAAAUGCAAACGAAUAUAAAAUCUUACAUCUGCCUUGAAAACCCAAAUACCUUUUAUGUACAAGCUUUAAGUUUGCCAGAUGCAGUAUACCACGCAUUUCAGACGAUGUAAGGGUUUCAAAGCUACUGUUAUAGAGUCCUGCAGUGGGUCAGGUACCCGCAAAAAAAGUGGGUAUAGAUACGGGUCUCUUUUUAUAUAUUUUACUCAUUUUAAAAUGUUUCAAAACUUUCUUUCUGUCUCCGCCCACUUAUGAUGAUGCCACUUCCGGUUUGCAGUACCAGCACUUCCUGUUUAAUGGUGGUCGGCAGGUUGCGGAUCGGGUUGCGGAUAAGGCAGUUGCGGGCCAGGGUCAGGUAGCAAGUCCAAGUGGGUAAACGGUUUGCGGUUCGGGCUGCGGAUUCGGGUUUGAAAAAUUGGUUCCACUCAGGACUCUCUACUGUUGGUCGCACUUUAAUCUACCCAAAGACUGUUGUAGCAACAACAAGCACCUAAGAACUGAACUAAGGUAGCCUGAAAAAUAAAAUAAAUGACUUUUUCUGUACCACCUUAGCAUAAUAGGGGAGGAUUUGAAUUAUACAAAUAUGUAUAUUGUUGCAGAUUCCUGUGUAUACUUUUUGUUUUUUACCCAAAACUUCCAUGUUAUUAAAAUACAUUUCUCUCAUAUCUCUAAAGGGCGAAGUGAGUAACGAUAGCGAAAAAUCACCAGCGUGGUGUAAUUUCGGAACUUCGCCAAUUUCCUAACGGGCGCAGGCGUCACUUCGCUAGCGAAGGAGAGAGAGACUAGCUUGCUUCACACUCUAAUGCCAGGCGAAUUUUCGCUCUGGCGAACAGACGUAACUCCGCAAAUUCACUAAGAUGCGGAUUUUACUGAAUGUUACCUCAUUCGCCAGACUAGCCUUCACCAGCUGAGACCAGGCGAAGUGCAUUGGAGUGCAUAGAACUUCCUCAAUUUUUAGUCCCAAAAAACGCUGGCGUCUUUUCCUUUUUUUCAGAGUGAUAACCUGCAAAGGUCCCUCCUUUUUCUAACAUAUGGAACAUAAACUAUACACUGGACUCAUGUGUAGGGCAUUAUAAGAACUCUAUUUUAUUUUAUUAAUAUUCCCUGGGUUUGUGUAAUGUAAUGUAUUUGCUUAAACAUAUAUAUGUGUAUCCCUUCUAAAGUGUAUCAUUUUGACCAUAAAUAAGCAGAUUCAGUCUA